This is a messenger RNA of Nematostella vectensis (starlet sea anemone), 5934 nucleotides long. RefSeq lists its product as uncharacterized. NCBI's taxonomy places the organism in Eukaryota, Metazoa, Cnidaria, Anthozoa, Actiniaria, Edwardsiidae. Gene Ontology annotation, biological process: signal transduction. The coding region runs from base 108 to 5366 and encodes 1752 amino acids. The transcript is spliced from 17 exons. The record is from RefSeq and is a predicted model, not a curated record. Gene Ontology annotation, molecular function: protein binding.
GUUCUUUAUAAAUUGAUCAGUUGUGCAUCCUAAAUGAGUUGAAUGCAUUGCUGGGUUUCUUUUGAAAACUCAAUGGCGCUAAAAACACGAUUGUACUCUCCACUAACAUGGCAAAACGGAAUUUAUUCCAGGGGGGUUUUGCUCUGCCUGGGUUAGCAAAAGACCCCGGGGCAUUCGGAUUUCGAGGGAAAACUUCGAAAAACUUGGGCGAUUGCGAUGCUGAAGUGGAAAACUCGUUUAAUUCUUCAACGACUUCGAGAACUUCAACCAUAACACCAAUUAGCUUUAAUUACUCUGACGAUUCUGUCAGUUUGUUGAAUGAUUCGGGUGAAUUAUUAUCUCCCAAGACUUCGAAGCUUGAACAUUUGACGAAAAACAGGCCGAAAAGUCCUGGAAGACGUCCGCCGCAUCGAAAUGUCGGGGAAAGGUCGCGAUCGUGUAGUCCGAAUACUCACGGUGAUGAGUCGUUCGAUUACGGGACUGGGCUUCUAGAGUUAGAUUACAGCCAUAUAAAUGUCUCAGAUGUUCAACGGUCACCGGAAAGGCAACCCACGAAUGCGAAAGGGUCACCAAAAUCUCUGAGCGACGGCAGGGAAAGCUCACAUUUGUCAAACUUCGGUGAUGUUUUGACAACACAACGCCGUCUUCCGGAAGCUCCGAAGAUUGCAAUGUCGAGUUUUAAUAAGCAUUCUCCCCCUGGGGAGGAGAACAAAGGGAAAAGUGGAUUUGAUUUAGGUCUGGAUUUGCCAGGGAUUCAAUCCGGCUCGGACCAAGAAGAAGAUAUAGGUGAUAUGCUAAUUGGUGAUUACGAAGAUUCUGAUUUAGAAUCAGAGCUAGAAAAACCACCGUUACCAUCAAGCCCGCCUCCACUCGACAAAGAACUUGAAAUAAACGUGAAGAAUAGAACUACUUUAGAGAAAUCAAGUGAGAAAUCCACCAAACAACAUGACUCAACACAGACUACUUCUUCAAAACAUCAACAUCAACCAUCUCCACCACCACCUUCAUCAACAAUAAAUAAAUAUUUCCCUCCGAUUACUUUGCCAAGGCAUAACUCUCUCUCUGAUAAGGACUCUAUUACUGAAGCUAAAAACAGUGAAGCUUCAUACUCUGGAAGACAUUCAUUUGGGUUAUCUGAAGGUGUAAAACUUCCCCCUACCUAUGGGGCAAGGGCAUCCAAAUUUAGUGACACAUCAUCAAGGCGCAGGCGCUUCAAGCCAGUUUCAUUAGAUUUGAAUGAGGAUGACAACCUAUCACAGACCUCAGGAGAGAGUUUGAAUAAAACCUUUCCUAGAUCAUUUUCAACUCAGUCAAACUUGGUCACAUCAGACCAGAAAAAGAGGGAAAUCGAUUGGGGUAUACGAGUUGGUUCACUCAAUUCAAGCUUCUCAGAAUCAUCACUAAAAAGUGGUACAAUCUUUGAUAAAUAUCUGGCUAAAAAGCAGCAAGUGAAGAAGCUACAAGAAAAAGAACCUCAACAACAAGAAAAUGUAAAUUCACCUACUUUUGUGCCACAUAAACAAUUUUCUGUUGGACAAUUACCAACAAGUGAAUAUGCUCAAGAUGGCACUGAUAGCAAAAUUGGUCCAACCUUUGAAAAAACAGUUGAUCGAUCUGAUAUGCAAAGAUCAGGUGAUGCUGGAUGUGCCAACGAUAUCAAACAGGUCCAAAGCCAACCCCUACAUGCAGAGAGGGAUACCAAUGGAAACAUCAGUGAUGAUGAUAUUUUAGCUGAUAUAGGUUUUGGUGCAGAUGACAUUGAUAGCAGUGAUGACAAUAUUAGUGAUACAGACAUAGUAGAUAAUGUCUGUAGGUACACACCAUCUUUUGAUGAUAAUCCGGAUAAGGAUAAAGACCAUGAUGAAGACAAAGAUAAUGAUGGUGAUUAUCACCUGUUUGAUGAGGCAGAUGAUGUUAUUGAUGAUUUAGAUAUAUCUGCUCCUCCAAGAAUACAAGUGAAUGGGCAAUUGUUAGAACUUGGGGAAGACUCAAAAGGCCAACAUGCACUUGAUGAAGGGGAACACAACCUAGAAUAUCAAGGAUCUGAACAAGAAAGGUUUGAUAUAGAAAAUGAGCCUGCAUCUCUUGUAACUUCACACUUAUCUGAGCAUUAUGAUGAUGGCGAUAAUGUAAAUGGUGAUGAUGAAGUUAGAGUUGAUGAGGAUCAUGAUGAGCAGGAGAAAGCAAGUGGCGAUGAAGGGUCCAAUCUGGGUGACAGUAUGGAUGAUACCAUGGUAAAAGAUAUUGAAACAUCAGGACAACUAGAAGCCACACAGCAGUUUCUUAAUGAGGAAUCUGUUUUUCAACCACCACCAAUGUUUGCCAGCAGUGAUGAUGAAAUUGAAGAGGAGGAGGAGGGAGAUGUUUAUUCUGAAGAGUUUCAGGGUACAAGCCAGGUUGCUUCACCAUCUAAGCCCAAGAAAUUAAUGCCAUUCCACAAAAUUCCUCUUGGAGACUGGACUGAAGAGGACGCAAGAGAAUGGCUUGACUUCGUUGGUCUAGGGCAUUUUAGAGAACAGUUUAAAGCUCAUCAUGUCAAUGGCCGGACCUUGAAGAACAUCAACUUUCAGCUGCUAGAGGAGAUUGGCAUCAACUCCCCCGAUGAACGAGAGAUUGUGUUGUCAGAGAUCUAUGAUUUGGAUAAUCCAAGUGAUGAUGAGGAAUUAGAAACAGAGAUACAAGAUGCCCUGGAGACUGCAAAUGAGCAAGACAAAGAAAAGAUCCUUGCAGUCUAUUCCGCUUUACGGUCGCCAAAUCUCAGUGGUAUUGAGCUUGCACAAACCUCAACCGGGUCGUCAUCACCAAGAGAUAGUGAUGCUGGCUACCACUUGUCAUCUGACACUGCAUCACUUGCUAGUAGUGUGACGGCAAGUGAUGACAUAAGUCAUCAGGGAAGUACAGAGGUCUUGUCCACACAGGCUCCGAUUUUCCCACCCCAAUCUUACCAGACACCUCGGACAACCUCCUCCUCUGAGAAAGGAAAGGCAAGAGCAGGAAGGUCUGGGAAAGAGGAUUCAAGAGUUAAAGAAAAAAAGAAAAGAAAGAACAAGGACAAGAAAAGAGUCUCUAAAUUCUGGGAGUCCCUCUCCUUAAGCCAUGCCUCCUCUAAGCUGAACAAGAUAUUCGGGACCAAGCGCAUGAGUCCGUCCUUGCAGUACCUCAUGCAAGCAGGCCCCCAGGGAAUCCUGAGGGUGUGGCCCAUUGCGCUGACAGGCCAAACCAAGUACUGCAGCUUCAUGGUUUCCAUGACAACCACAAGUGCUCAGGUGGUUCAAAUGGUGAUUGAAAAGUUUGAAGUCGUAGCUGACCCACUGCGGUACUAUCUGUGUGAAGUAGGGAUGGGGAAAAGAGGCGUAAGCAGAGCCCUGGAGGAUAAAGACUGCCCCCUUCUGCUUCAAUGUCGCUGGCCAGACCCAGAGAAAUACCACUUUGAGUUGAGGUGUCGUGAUGAGGGCGUAGUUAGGAUGCUGUUCGAGAUGAAAGAGUAUGAGGGAGAUCUGGACUACCGGUCCAUAGGUGUGUCAUCUCGCACCCCUUGCCAAGAUGUCAUGCCGCUGAUAAUCCGCAAGUAUGAUCUUCCUGGAACGCCUGCUGACUACCAGCUUAUGGAGGUGUCGGAAGAGAAUGAAGCGGUAAGGGAAGUGGUCGCUGGUCAUGUUUGUCCGCUCAAGCUACAGAAAGCAUGGAAUGAUAUCGACCAUGUGUUUCGACUUGUAAGGAUACGUGAACCAGCUGACAGUCAAACAAGCAAAUGUACCACAUCACCCCAACCCUACCCAGAAACCAAGUCAAGGGCUCCUCCCCCUCCGAUCCACCCUGCUCCACCUGCUGCACCCCCAAGCUCCACUGUGUGGUACACAGCUGGUACAAGCUCCGAGGCAUCAUCACUGCACGGUGACCAGGACUCACUGACCGAUGAACACCCAGACCAUACAAGUGAGGAGAACCUGACUUUCCAGGCAUCGCCAGAGACCAACAAGGAACUGGACGAUGUGCUGAUGGAGGUCCAGGACCAAAUCACUGCAACUGACGGCAGCUCGAUGCGCAGCAGUGGCUUGUCUGCGUCUGUGGGAGCACAACUCUACGAGCUGAGCCAAGCUAAGACCAACUUGCUUGCUAAGGACCAAGAGAUUGAGAGCUUAAGAGCACAAAAUACAGAGUUGCUAGAGAAAGAGAAAGAGCUGAUGGUGUGGAGAAUGCGGAACAGUGAACUGAUAGAGCGCGAAGAAGAGGUGGAGCACUUCAAAGCUGAACAGGAAACGGCCAUGAAAAAGUUGCAAGAGGCAAGAGAAAGUGAAGGGAAAGAACUGGUUCUCAGGACAGAAGAGAUUGAGAAACUUUACGAGAGAAAUAAGGAGCUGAGAGAGAAGGAGAGAGACUAUGAGGAAUUGAAAACAAAAAUGAGAGAUCUCAGUCAGACGGAGAGAAAACUGGAGCAUUUGCAAAGAUUGAAUCAAGAUGCGGUCGCUAAGCAGCUUGAAUUGGCCAAUGAGCGGGAUGAUCUUUUGCAUCGAUACCAGGAGCUAGAGAAAGAAACUAGAGAAUCACGACAUGUGCUGGACAGUGGUAGAAACGAUGAGGUCGAGAGACUCGGGCAGCAGGUCAUUGUACUGGAGGUGGAGAAGGAACAGGCUCUAGCAAAGCUAGAGGAACUGCAAAAGAGGAAUUCGUUGUUGGAGAGAAGCGCGCAGUUACUAGAGAGCAUGCGCAAGGAAAAUGAAGCGCUGGCCACAAAGUGUAAAGACGCAGACGAAAUGAGGAGGAAUAUAAUAAAGCUGACGACACAGCUUCGAGAAGCGGACAAGGCGAGGCUGAAUCAAGGCGAGAUUGACGAUUUGAAGCUUAGUUUGAGCAUCAGUCAAGCGGAGAAGCAGCAACUCCAGACGCGUAUCGACGAGCUCGACAGAGCGCAUGCCGACCUGAGAGAGACCGCUGAGGAGGUGCAGCGAAUCAAGAAAGAGAACGCUUCACUGAAGGCUCAAGUGAAGGAGUUAGGGGAAAUUCGGCGCUCGGUUUCGGAGUUGAAAGGCGAGCUUGUUGAAGCGGAAGCUUUGAAAGAGAAGUUUAUACAGCUGCAGCGAGUAGAAAGAGCCUUGCGAAACGAUCUUCAAAUUCAGAAGAUGGAAAUACAGCGGAAAGACGGACGCAUUGAUGACCUAGAGAGAAAGCUAACGAAAACGGCGGAUGCGUACAUCAAGCUGAAGCAAGAGUCCAACGACCAUCUGCAUCAAAGAGAAAACCUCAACCGACUUCUUGCGAUCAUAAAAGAUAAAGACCCUGCUUUACUGCAGUUGCUUCACGACUCCCUAUCUGACGGCAGCGGUGCUCGAGAAGGGGAAACAGAAGAAGAGGAGGAGUGGUGCUAGGGGGCGCGAAUACACUCUUGUAAGGCAUUAAGAACAGCACGUGCUCAAGAAUAGCAAUCACGUGCUCAAAAGACGGUAGUCACGUGCUUUAAAAGCAAAAAUCACAUGCUCCAAAAGCAAUAGUCUUGUUUUCUGAAUAAAAAACACUCACGCGCUCCAAAAGCUGGAGAGCCAUGUACUACGCAGGCUUAGCAAGAUGAGCCACUAUUUUUUUCUGCAUUUAUUUUUACCUCCCCUUCGAAUCCUUUUUUAUGCUAGCAUAUCAUAAAGAAUAAGCUAAUGGUACAGUGGAAAGGUCCUUUUAUAUUUUAGAGAGAAAAUAUUUUUUUUAAAUAUCGUGUAGCCUACACAUUGUCAUAAUUGUUUAUAUCUUCCUUGUAUAUAUAUUUUUAAAUCUAGAUAAUGCACUAGGCUCCAGUCAGUAGUAUAUUUUAAAAGGGAUUUUUUAAAGGGAGGGAUCGUAAAUGAUAUUCAUUGAAAGGUUGUAAACAUAUAAAUAUUCCAUAUUUUUGGGAGUAAUUUUCAAUUGUAUAGAAGAUGAAUAUUUUGUGGAGAAUAGGUGAAUUUG